This is a messenger RNA of Mauremys mutica (yellowpond turtle), 3946 nucleotides long. RefSeq names its product guanylate-binding protein 1-like. Bases 380 to 3772 code for a protein of 1130 amino acids. Lineage: Eukaryota; Metazoa; Chordata; Testudines; Geoemydidae. Gene Ontology annotation, molecular function: GTP binding; GTPase activity. The record is from RefSeq and is a predicted model, not a curated record. The transcript is spliced from 20 exons.
UUGGGCAGCUAAUCAGGCUCGUGCUCCCCUCAGAGUCAAGAGUAGUUCGAGCGGCCUCUCUGUUCCCGCGCUCCCUGGGAGCCAGCCAAUCAGCGGCGGAUGUGCCUCAGAUGGGAUAACAGGGGAGGAGGGACCCGCCUGCGGUCGGGACCGAACCAUUUGGGAGAAGUAAAGGGGGAGCCACUGAGCCGAACCAUUGUAAACGUAGGAAGAAGAGCUGCUUCCUUGUGUACAUGGGAGUUAAUGAGGAAUGAACCAUUGUGCAAAUGGGGACAGAACCAUUUUUUUGGGGGGGGGAAUAAAAGGGUAGAGAUGGGGACUGAACCACUGGGUAAAUAGGGGGCUGAAACACUGCCCCAUAGAGGUGCCAUCCCCCAGGAUGCACAUGUCUCUGGAGGGGCCCCACCAAGAUAAUAAUUCCCAGCAUGCAAUGGGCCAGUGCAGCCAAUGGAGGCGAGUAGUUCCCAGCAUGCAAUGCACCAGUGCAGCCAAUGGAGGCGGAGUAGUUCCCAGCAUGCAGUGCACCAGUGCAGCCAAUGGAGGCGGAGUAGUUCCCAGCAUGCAAUGCACCAGUGCAGCCAAUGGAGGCGGAGUAGUUCCCAGCAUGCAGUGCGCCAGUGCAGCCAAUGGAGGCGGAGUAGUUCCCAGCAUGCAGUUCACCAGUGCAGCCAAUGGAGGCGGAGUAGUUCCCAGCAUGCAAUGCGCCAGUGCAGCCAAUGGAGGCGGAGUAGUUCCCAGCAUGCAAUGCGCCAGGGCAGCCAAUGGAGGCGGAGUAGUUCCCAGCAUGCAGUGCACCAGUGCAUCCCAUGGAGCCCCUGUGCCCGGCCCCCCCACGGACGCCAUGGAGCCCGUCUGCCUGGUAGAGCCGGUGCCCAGCUCUGGUGCCCUGCGGGUGAACCCGGCUGCCCUGGGCCUGCUCCGGGUCCUCGCCCGGCCCCUCCACGUCCUCGCCGUCUUCGGGCCCCGCGGCACCGGGAAAUCCUUCCUCCUGGACCGGCUGGUGGGGCAGGGCGAAGGUUUCCCCCGCUCCCCGGGGAUCUGGGUGUGGUGCCUGCCCCACCCAACUCAGCCCGACCAGGCCCUGGUGCUGCUGGACACGGAAGGAUUCUCCGAGCAAGAGGGCGAGGAGACGAAGCUCUCCCGACUCUUCCUCCUGAACGUGCUGCUCAGCAGCGUCUUUGUCUAUAACACCAGGAGUGAGGGCGACCCCCAGAGGCAGCUCGACCGCCUGACGUACGUGAGGGAUCUGCCCCGGGUGGUGCACGUGCUGGACGAGUGCCCCUGGGAGAACAGCUUCCUCCUGAGCAGCGUGCUGCCCGACUUCGUGUGGUGCCUGCGGGACGUGGCGCCCGACCCCUGCCUGGACGAGGCGCUGGAAGCCACGGACCACGAGCUGGACUCGGCUCUCAGCUCCCCGCAAGAUUCGGAGGACUCCCCGUCCAGCUGCGUACAGAGGUUCUUCCCCUGCCGGAAGCUGUUCCGUUUCUGCUCCCCCCGAGGGGAUGGAGGGCAGGGCGAGCCGCCGUCUCCCGCAGGCCAGCUGCACCCCCUGUUCCAGGAGCAGAUGGGGCGUUUUAAGGACUACGCCCUGAGCCGGAGCCCUAAGACUGUGGUGGGGAACAGAGCGGUUGAUGGGGCGUUCCUGGCUGAUUUCCUGGAGCGCAUCGUGGACCUGCUGUGCCGGGAUGAGCCCGUUUUCUUGAGUGAGAUCUGCAGUGGCCUGCAGCAGGAAGGCAGCAAUGACUCCGUGGGGUACCCAGUGGACCCCAUGGGGGGCGCCCCACCCAGCAGAGCAGCAGCCAGCACUGCCCAGCCCCCGGUGCCAGAGCCCAAGAGGGAACACGUGGUCCCGCUUCAGGCGUCUCGACCCGCCCUGCCGGUCCUGGCCAAGGGUGCCCCCGGCACGGCACAGCCAGGCGCCAUGGAGGAGCCGAUGUGCCUGAUCGAGAACAGCCGGGACGGGGAGCUGCAGCUGAACCAGGCAGCCCUGGCCCUGCUCCAGAGCGUCCGCCAGCCCGUGGUGGUGGUGGCCAUCGCCGGGCUGUACCGCACCGGCAAGUCCUACCUCCUGAACCGACUGGCCGGCAAGGACCGGGGAGGGUUCUCGCUGGGCUCCACCAUCCAGUCGCACACCAAGGGCAUCUGGAUGUGGUGCCUGCCCCACCCCCGCCGGGCCGGCCACACCCUGGUGCUGCUGGACACCGAGGGGCUGAGCGAUGUGGGCAAGGGCAACACGAAGAACGACACGUGGAUCUUCGCGCUGGCCGUGCUGCUCAGCAGCACCCUGGUCUAUAACAGCAAAGGGACCAUCGACCAGCAGGCCAUGGACCAGCUGCACUACGUGACGGAGCUGACGGAGCUCAUCAAGGUGAAGCCGGCGGCUGAGGGCAGCCGAGAGGACAUGAAGGUGAAGGCGGUGGCUGAGGGCGGCCGAGGGGACAUGGAGGUGAAGGCGGCAGGCGAGGGCGGCCGGCAGGAGGGGGAGGAUUCGACCGAGUUCGUGCGGUUCUUCCCGGCCUUCGUGUGGGCCGUGCGGGAUUUCACGCUGCAGCUGGAGCUGGACGGGCGGGAGAUCACCGAGGACGAGUACCUGGAGAACGCCCUGGAACUAAAGCCAGGCAGCAGCGAGCAGGACCAGCUCUACAACCUGCCCCGAAAGUGCAUCCGCCAGUUCUUCCCGGGCCGGAAAUGCUUCGUCUUCGUCCAGCCGGCCGGCAGGAGGGACCUGCCCCGGCUGGAGGAGCUGCGGGAGGAUGAGCUGGACUCUGAGUUCCAGGAGCAGGUGGCCCGGUUCUGCCACCACGUCUGGGAGACGUCGAAGCCCAAGACCAUCCCAGGCGGCCACGUGGUGACUGGGGCCAUGCUGGGGAACCUGGCGGUGACCUACGUGGACGCCAUCCGCAGCGGGGUGGUGCCCUGCAUGGAGAGCGCGGUGCUGGCCCUGGCGCAGAUGGAGAACUUGGCGGCGGUGGGGGAGGCCGUGGCUGCCUACGAGGAGCAGCUGGGGCGGCGGGUGGCGCUGCCCACGGAGAGCGUGCAGGAGCUGCUGGAGCUGCACGCCCAGUGCGAGCGGGAGGCGCUGCGGGCGUUCAUGGCGCGCGCCUUCAAGGACGAGGAGCAGCAAUACCAGCGGCAGCUGAAGGACGAGCUGGACUCCAAGCGCGCUGAGCUCUGCCGCCGGAACGAGCAGGCGUCGUCAGACCGGUGCACGGCCGCGCUCUUGGAGCUGUCGCAGGAGCUGGAGGAGCGGGUCCGCGAGGGGGGCUACUCGGUACCCGGGGGCUACCAGCGCCUCCUGGACGACCAGCGGGAGAUGGUGGAGAAAUACCAGCUGGUGCCAGAGAAAGGGAUCAUGGCAGCCGAGGUGCUGCAGCAGUUUCUGAAGUCCAAGGAGACGGUGGCCCAGGCCGUCCUGCAGACGGACCAGAGCCUCACGGACAGACAGAGGGAGAUUGAAGUGGAGCGGGCGCGGGCCGAGGCGGCCGAGCGGGAGGCCCAGCUGAGCCAGGAGAUGCAGGCCAGGACGGAGCAGCUGCUGCAGGACCAGGAGCGCAGCCACCAGGAGCACGUCCAGCAGCUGACGGCCAAGAUGGAGCAGGACAGGAGGCAGCUGCUGGCCGAGCAGGAGACAGCGCUGGCCCUGAAACUGCAGGAGCAGGAGCGGCUGCUGCGCGAGGGGCUCCGGGGGGAGGUGGCGCAGUUGCAGCAGCAGAUGCAGAACCUGAGGAAGGAGAUGAGCCGGCCCCGGCGCUCCCGCUGUGUCGUCUGCUGAGAACAGAGACCCAGAGGCCUCGGGGAGCAGGGCUGGGCUGGCUCCCCUCCCACCAGCCUGAGACGUGGGGGUGCUGGGCAGAGCCAACCACUAGGGUCCUGGUCCAUUUGCGGGUGGAGGGCUUCAGACUUCGCACUGAGUGACGCUUGUUGUUUACUGAGAUUUGAUACUGGA